This is a messenger RNA of Bacidia gigantensis, 1962 nucleotides long. RefSeq lists its product as uncharacterized. The transcript has 4 exons. Lineage: Eukaryota; Fungi; Ascomycota; Lecanoromycetes; Lecanorales; Ramalinaceae. Bases 1 to 1962 code for a protein of 653 amino acids. The record is from RefSeq and is a predicted model, not a curated record. Gene Ontology annotation, molecular function: fatty-acyl-CoA binding; proteasome binding.
AUGGCAGAUUCAAUCGAUCGUGUGUUUGUCCAUGCUUUGAACACCGUCAAGCGACUACCACGUACCGGCUCAGCAACCCCACCAGAGGGUGAUCGUCUGAAGCUCUAUGGAUUGUACAAGCAGAGCAUGGAAGGUGACGUGGAAGGUGUGAUGGCAAAACCCAGCAACGGAGUCUCCAGGGCUGAUCAAGUGUCGGAACUGGCCAAGUGGGAAGCAUGGCAUGCCAAUGCAAGUCUAUCUCGCACGGAAGCCAAACAAAGAUACAUCUCCACUUUGAUCGAGACCAUGCAUCGUUAUGCUACCACUACAACAGAAGCAAGGGAACUCAUUGCUGAGCUAGAGUUCGUAUGGGACCAGAUCAAGUCGAAUCCUGUCUCUUCAUCCGACUCUUCUCCAGGACGUCGCGCAGUAGCUCAAAACAUAAAGCAGAGUAUCGCCUUUAGCUGGAGGCCUGGAGGUGACGCAGACGACAAGCUGAAAAUGAUUAGGCCUACAAGUCAGGGAGAUGAAGAACUUGACGUAGUAGGAAACCUGGAUGAGACGCAAAUUUUUCAACAUGGAGAUGCCAUGGACUCAGGUACAGCCGACUUCUUUUCAUCCAGCAUAGGAACGCAUAACGAACGGUGGAAACAGCGCGUUGAGCAAGCCUUAGUAAAGAUGACUGUCGACAUUGCGGCGCUCCGAGAGCAGAUGGAAGCAAACAAUACGAAAGUGACGAAACAACACCGAAGACCUUUGACAUUGAUAGCAUGGUUUAUCACAGCGUCAAUGCGACACCUCUUUGUCGAUGCAGUAAUACUGGUUGUGCUCUUUGCGUGGGCACGGCAAAGCAAAGGCCUCAAGGCAAAGCGGGGCUUACAAACAGCCAUGGAUUGGAUUCGGCGCCAGUUCAGCAGAUAUCAAAGAGCUUUAAGUAACUUCAUACUCCUAUCAGCGAUCCUACCCUAUCACCACCUUUCCAUCACCGACGGCAACACCUUCCUCUACAGAAUGACCACCGAUAUCUCUAUAGACAUAACACUUACCUAUCAUGGAACCACACACACUUUGCCUUUUUCAGAUGGCGCAACUCUGUCAGAUCUGUCCGAUCGCGUUGAUGCUGAGCUAUCGAUUCCCCUUAAGCACCAGAAAUUCAUGAUCACUCCUAAAAUCGGAAUUCUAAAGCCGCCCUUCUCAGACCCUUCCCUAUCCUUGUCAAAAUUGCAAGGCAAAAAGGUUCUCCUUCUCGCCCCAACAGCAGCCGAGCUCUCCUCUAUCUCCCGACCGCUCAGAAACUCCAAAGCCAGCUCAACGCUCAAAUCGGCUGCGCCUGCACGACAACGAGAUUGGAGAAAGGUCCAGGAUGAGACAACCUACACGUUUCACGCUAUAAUACCGCUUCCUUACCUACCGAAUCCCGAUCGAUCAAAAAAGUUCUUGGAACGUCUUAGUAAUGAUCCGGGCAUAAAAGCCGCAAUGGUGAAACAUAAGUUCAGCGUUGGGGUACUCACUGAGAUGAAUCCCGCGGAACAUACAACGCAUGAAUCAAAGACGUUAGGCUUGAAUCGCAAUCGAGGAGAAGUCAUUGAAUUACGGUUGCGAACGGAUGCCUACGAUGGUUAUCGUGACUACAAAAUCAUCAGAGACACGCUUUGCCAUGAGUUGGCCCAUAACGAAUUUGGAGACCAUGACCGUAAUUUUUGGGACCUUACAAAGAGUAUUGAGAAAGAGGUCAGACAGAAUGAUUGGAAGAGUGGUGGGCAAGCAGUCAGUAACGAGAUAUUCUAUGAUCCACAGGAUAGGGAAGGAAGCGGUGACCACGUUGAUGGUGGCGGAUGGAGUGGUGGUGAGUUUGUCUUAGGUGGAAGCGGAGGGGAAAAAGUAGAAGGACAGGGUCUAGGCAGGAGGGAAGCAAUGGCCAGAGCCGCCGAGGAGAGAAUGAGAAGUCAGAAAGAGGUAGGGAAGGGCGGAGAACUUCAUUGA